Molecule: messenger RNA, 4462 nt
Organism: Venturia canescens
Lineage: Eukaryota; Metazoa; Arthropoda; Insecta; Hymenoptera; Ichneumonidae
Product: protein croquemort-like
Exons: 8
Coding region: 412-1965 (517 amino acids)
Cellular component (GO): membrane; cytoplasm
Molecular function (GO): scavenger receptor activity
Source: RefSeq, a predicted model, not a curated record
AAAAUCUACGUCAUCUACGAGUACGUUCACAGCUGACAGCUGAUAUUGCUGAUAUGCCGCGUAAAUGGGAUAUAACGAGAAAUCGUCCGGUGAUUACCAUGAUUUUUUUCCCAUUCGUAAAUACAUCCACGUUAAUGUUCAAGUGACAAUCUCAUCGUCAAUUAAACUAAAUUUAACAUAAAUUAUGCCAUUGAUAAAUGAGCGAUUCGGAAUUUUUAUCAAGUCAUCAAUUCUUAUAAAUAUAAAACACCACUCGCGCGUAGUGUGAUUCACUGCGAAAUGCGUUCAAAGUACACAUUCAUAUCAGUGGCAUGAUCAUCAAGAACUUAUCAAUUCUUUUCUUUCCCUCUUAUUUCAACAGAGCUACAAAAGUUCUUUUGUGGUUCUAAUAAUUUGAAAUCGAUUUUGAUCAUGUCUACGGAAUCUUUGAUAUCACCGAGGUUAGACGAUGACUAUGAUGAGAGCUCUCCGUCACCACCACCAAAAAAAAUGCGUGGACUAACGGCGGUAAUGAUUGUGUCAGCCACGGGUCUUGUGGCUAUGGUCGUAGGCUUAGCAGUCGGGCUUCUGUGGACUACAAUAUUCCACAAUAUACUUAUACAACAACUUACUCUGACACCGACGUCGAAAAGUUAUUCCCUGUGGAAAGAAACACCGCUACCAAUGUAUCUGAAGCUCCAUCUCUUUAAUUGGACAAAUCCAGAAGAUUUCUAUGUGUCGUCUAAAAUAAAGCCUCAUUUUGUUGAAAUGGGUCCUUACGUAUUCAAAGAGGUUGAUUCUAAGGAGAAUCAAGUAUGGAACGACAAUAACAAUACUGUCACAUUCCAACAGAAGAGGGUUUGGCAUUUUGUGGAGUCAAUGUCCAACGGUUCAUUGAGUGAUCAAGUUACAAAUUUAAAUCCUGUCGCUACAACCAUAGCUUAUAUGAUGAGAUAUAAGAUAGAUAUGAUUAAAAUGUUGAUAAACUCAGGCAUGCGUGCAGCGCAUGAAAACUUGACGGUUACAAAAACCGUAGAGGAAUUAUUAUUCAAUGGAUACGAUGACAGAAUGUUAAAAUGGGCAACAAAAUUAAAUAAAUCAUUGGUUCCAUUCGACAAAUUUGGUUGGUUUUACCAGAGAAAUAAUUCAGCACCUUACGACGGAACCUUCAACAUGUUAACGGGCCAUGGAAAUAUCCAUGAUCUCGGUGUUCUCAAAGAAUGGAAUUAUAGCAACAAAUCGAAAUUUCAUAGCUCAACUUGUGGUGAGAUCAGCGGAAGUUUAGGGGAUCUUUGGGGGCCGGUUAAGGAUGCUGAAACUCUUCAGUUUUUUGCUCCCGACGUUUGCACAUCAAUGAAUCUCGUUUUUAACAAUUUGACUGAACAUUCCGGUAUCACCGGAAGAGAAUAUAUCUCGAACAGAGAAAUGCUGGAUAACGGAACUUUAGUAGAAUCACGAAAAUGUUAUUGCGAUGGUAUCGAAUGCAUUCCGAGUGGUGCAUUCAAUGUAUCAAAAUGCAAAUUUGGAGCACCGGCUUUCAUAAGCUUGCCUCAUUUUUAUUUGGCUGAUGAAAGUUAUCGAUCUGCCAUAGAUGGCAUGGAACCGCAUGAAGAAAAACAUCGAUUCUCCAUAACUAUUGAACCGAAAACCGGUAUUCCGAUGCAAGUACGAGGAAAACUUCAAUUAAAUUUGCUCAUCCAACCUGACAAGUUUAUUGAAAUAUUCAAAAACGUACCCAGGACUUUUGUGCCAAUGUUGUGGUUUAGUCAGGAGGCAGAUUUGACGUCGUCGUUAGCGAGUCAAGUUAAAUUCGUGUUGAUACUUCCGUUGCUGGGUCAAGUGACGUUGUAUGGGAUAGCUGCAAUUGGUUUCCUCUUGUUGGCAAUAGGAACCGGUAUUUAUAUAAGGAGAACGAGGAGAGGGGAUGAUGGUCAGAGUUUGAUACCAAAAGUAGAGAGCAACGGUGGAGAGAGAACGAUCGGAUGAUCGUUCCUUUUCGAACAACGUGAGAAUCGAUAUUUUUCAUUUGAACAGCCACCAGCAUUGAUUCGGAGAAAAAUAGGCGAAACCGAUUUUUUUUCAUACAUUUGAAAAAAAAAACGAUACUCUCAUUCGAUUUUCAGCAAUUAAAAAUCGUCUAUUUUUUAUUGAAACUGCGAAUUACCACGCCAAAUAUCGUCGCCACGCAGGACAUUAGUAAGGUGUACAUAUUUCAUGAACGGAGGCAUUUAUCACGAGUUAAAUUACAAGUGCCUCGCAGAAUAGAGAAAACUGAAAGGUUAUUGGAUCUGCACUUGUUUUGCGGAUUGAGGGAAACUUAAAAAAACUAUAAGGAGGUCAAACGAGGAAGAGACAGAAUAUCAAUCUUUUUAAUAUUCUUCUCAUCGAUUAAUUCUAUGUAAAAAAGUGGAAAGUUAUUCGAUCACUCGAUGAACAAUCAUAGUCGUUCUUCUAAAGUCACAAUUUAUUUUCGAAAAGUACAAACGAAAACGUUACUUUUCGAUAAGUCGAACGUAUACUCAUAAGGAAAGCAAUAAUAGAAAAAAUUUUAUAAAUUUUUGUUAAACAUAUACGUCACAGUAAUAUUAACAUUAUUUUUAUUCGAGCUUUAAAUUUUGUUUGGCUCUCGAUCGAAAUACUUUUCUUCCAGAUUGCCCAAAAAAUCUAAAAAACUGUUGCCACUCAUUAGAUGUGAUGAAAUGAGAGUAUUUUCAUCUGUUUUGAUAAUGUAAUUACAAUAAGUUUACUAUUUUCAUGUUUCAUUUCGCAUGCAUUCCAAACUUUUAUUUUGUCCUAUUCUCAUAUCCGCGAUUUUCAUUAUUCCCCUACAUAUACGAAUCGUUAGGAAUUUUAAGAUUUUAAAGAUGUUGUAAUCGUUUCGAAAAAAGUGAAGAAUGUCGAAAGUUAUAUAUAAAAAAAAAACAUGUCAAUUUUCAUGAUAAUUCUGUCGAUGAAGACGGAUUUUUCAAAGUGCCUGUAAAGCUUUAGUGAUGCACGGAAAAACGUAUGUUCAAUUAGGAACGUUUACUAGUCUCCUACAGUGAUAUAAAGAGUGAAAAGAACGCACACUCCUCGGUCGUGCGUUUUUACUCGAAAAAUAUGGUAAAUAUUUAGAAAAGCCACUUUUCUGAAAUUAUCAAAAAAAGAAUAUAAAAGAAGGGAAGAAUCCAUCAGAACAAAUUCUUGCCUGCAAAAUAUCCAUUCGUCGCCAGAGCGAUGUUGCCCGUUCUAAGCAUGACAUAUUUUCUUGCCAGUACUUCAUAAAAAUUUGUUUACAAAGUGAAUUCAAAAUGAGCCCCGCCAUCGUGUGUAAUUGGUCGAGUUUGCCGUAUUUUCAUUCAGAUAUACAAAAAUUAUUGUACGAGUUCAUAACAUCUUGGGAUGUGCAUGAGGUACCGUUGGGCACGUAAAAGUGCCAUGUUUCGAGAAACUUCAAAACUCCAUAACUUAUGAAAUUAAUAACAACUUAAGCCUCCCUCGACGGAAUAUCGUUAGAGGUAAUCGAUGAAAGCAGCCCAGAAAAAAAAUGCAGUCAACAUUUUUCGGAAAGGUAGCUCUUCUAAAUAUUUACCAAAAAUAUUCGAAAUUUUGUAAAACCAAAAAUAAAAUAGUCGAUUUGAACUGUUAUCGUUUCGGCUGAAAAUUUAUCUAUUUCUAAAAAUCGAACGUCUUUUUUUUGUAACAACGUAAUAAAGCGCUAAACGUUAUAAUGUAAAUAUUGAUUUUUUAAACCCUUCAUCAUCGUUUGCGGUUCUUAUGAUCAUUAUAGAAAUAAAAUAACGAGAGUCCAAAUUUUUGUAAUAUUCAUGCACACACGGAAAUAAUUGAAUUCAGAAUAAUAGCGCGCAGUAACGAGAGUUAAGUGACAACCUGCAAUUUCUAGACUACGAGAAAAAUACAACUUUGUGAAAACUUGAUAAAAUUUUUUGGGCAAAAAAAUUUCUGAUUAAUUUUCGUGCCCAGUUAAGCUUGUAGAAUAAAUUGAUGGAAAAAAAAUUUGUGUUACACGAGUGAAACUCGUGUAGUAUCGAGUUUUUUUAAUUCGAUGAUCCGCAAAUAGAAAACAAACUUUAUCGCUCACCACGAAUAGAUGUGUUUGCCAGCUUAUCGGUGAAAAUAAUAAUAAGAAUUACUAUUCCAUCCUCUCCGUGAAAAGAUAAUUGUUUUUUUUUUACUGAUACUGUGAAGAAUAAUAAUGUGCAUGUCCAACUGAAACCAUUGGAAAAAAAUUAGAAAAGAAAAUAAAAUUUAGAAAAGAAAUAAAAUAUUUUUGCCAACUCGUUGAACUUUCAUCAUCAAUUUCGGUGUUUUUUUUUUCCACUUCGAACCGUUACCACGAACGCCCACAAUUCUGGUAACCGAAAAAAAAACGUUUUUUCAAAAUGAGUGGCUAAGUUGCCUCGUAUCUCAGCAAUGAGCGACGAUUUUGAGUUGAAAAGAUUGUAAAGUGGGCUCAAAAUGUGAAUAAAUGUGUUAAGAAUUU